AUGACAGAAAAAUCAUUUGUGAGUAGUCCUCUAGUGAGGGACUCUGUUCUAUUGGUACCCAAGCCGCUUACGUCAAGACCUUAUACUUGGCCAUUUUUUCCAUUAUAUGGUACUUUUGCUCAUAUUUACUUCCGUCAAUAUGAUCGUUAUAUCAAGGGGCCUGAGUGGACUUUCGUUUACCUCGGCGCACUUAUUUCUUUGAACAUUUUAGUUCUUUUAAUGCCUGCUUGGAAUGUGAAGGUUGCAUCCAGGUUUAAUUACGAUACUGUGAGAACUAUUAAUGAAGCAACUCACAUCCUUAUCUAUACCACUCCAAACAAUGGUGCCGAUGAUAUUGUCGAAAUACAGAGAGUCAGUGAAUCUGGUACUCUACAGACUUUCUUUCAAUUUCAAAAGAAAAGAUUUUUAUGGAAUGAAGAUGAACAGCUCUUCUCAUCUCCAAAAUUUUUGGUUGACGAAUCUCCAAAGAUAAGAGACUUUCAGCAAUGUAAGGGCCAUUCUGGUGAUCUAACCCACGAAAAAAGAUUAUAUGGUGAAAAUUCUUUUGACAUUCCUGUCCCAACUUUUAUGGAAUUAUAUAAAGAGCACGCUGUUGCACCAUUAUUCGUUUUUCAAAUUUUCUGUGUUGCCUUGUGGCUAUUAGAUGAAUUCUGGUACUUUUCCUUCUUCAAUCUGUUCAUGAUUCUCUCAAUGGAAGCCGCUGCUGUCUUUCAACGUUUACAAGCGUUAAAGGAGUUCAGAACAAUGGGUGUCAAGCCAUACGAUAUUAAUGUUUAUAGAGAUGGUCAAUGGAUUACAACUAAAACCGACCAAUUACUACCUAUGGAUCUAGUUUCUAUUACCAGAACAGCUGAAGAUUCUGCUAUGCCAUGUGAUUUAAUUCUUGUUGACGGCGCAUGUAUCGUCAAUGAAGCAAUGUUAUCCGGUGAAUCUACUCCAUUAUUAAAGGAAUCGAUCAAGUUACGUCCUUCAGAGGACGACCUACAAUUAGAUGGUCUCGAUAAAAUCUCUGUUUUACAUGGUGGUACUAAAGUAUUACAAGUUACUCCUUCUGAACACAAACAUAACAACAUCCCAGCUCCUCCGGAUGGAGGGGUCUUAGCUGUUGCUACAAAGACAGGUUUUGAAACUUCUCAAGGUUCUUUAGUCCGUGUUAUGAUUUACUCGGCUGAACGUGUUUCUGUCGAUAACAAAGAAGCUUUAAUGUUUAUCCUAUUCCUCUUGAUUUUUGCUGUCAUUGCCUCAUGGUAUGUCUGGGUCGAAGGUACUAAAAUGGGUAGAAUCCAAUCCAAAUUAAUUCUAGACUGUAUCUUAAUUUUAACCUCCGUCGUCCCACCCGAACUUCCAAUGGAAUUAACUAUGGCUGUUAACAGUUCUUUGGCUGCAUUAUCUAAAUUUUAUGUCUAUUGUACAGAGCCUUUUAGAAUCCCAUUUGCUGGUAGAAUUGAUGUUUGUUGUUUCGAUAAAACAGGUACUCUUACUGGGGAAGAUUUAGUUUUUGAAGGUUUAGCUGGUCUUACAGCAGGCGAAGAAAAUGUUCACCACUUAUAUAAAACCGAUGAAGCUCCUGAAAGCACCAUUUUAGUCAUUGGUGCAGCUCAUGCCCUAGUGAAAUUGGAUGAUGGUGAAAUUGUCGGUGAUCCAAUGGAAAAAGCUACUUUGAAGGCAAUGUCAUGGAAAGUUGAAGGUAAAGAUGUUACGACUAGAGAAAAUACAGGUAAACUCCAAAUUUUACGUCGUUUCCAAUUUUCUUCUGCUUUAAAAAGAUCAUCCUCAAUUGCUAACUACAACAACAGACUUUUUUCUGCAGUUAAAGGUGCUCCUGAAACUAUUCGCGAGAGAUUAACUUCUGUCCCUGAAAAUUAUGAUAGUGUAUACAAGUCCUUUACCCGUGCUGGUUCUAGAGUCUUAGCUCUUGCAUCUAAAGAAUUACCAAAGAUGUCCCAAGGUAAAAUUGAUGACUUAGAACGUGAAGAUGUUGAAUCUGGUUUAGAAUUUAACGGUUUUUUGAUUUUCCACUGUCCUUUGAAGGAUGACGCCAUUGAAACUAUCAAAAUGUUAAAUGAAUCAUCUCACCGUUCUAUAAUGAUUACUGGUGAUAAUCCCCUAACCGCUGUCCAUGUCGCCAAAGAAGUCGCUAUUGUCGAUGGAGAAACUUUAAUUCUAGAUAAAGUCAAUGAAGCUUCUGAUGAUAAUAUAUUAAUUUUCCGCAACGUGGAAGAAACUAUUUCCAUUCCUUUUGAUCCUUCUAAGGACAGUUUUACUAAGGCUGAAAUAUUUGAUAAGUAUGAUGUUGCUGUAACCGGUUAUGCUCUCUCUGCUCUAAGCGAUCAUGAAGAAUUGAGGGAAUUGAUUCGCCAUACUUGGGUCUAUGCGCGUGUUUCACCAAGUCAGAAAGAAUUCAUUUUGAAUGAACUAAAAGAUAUGGGAUAUCAAACAUUGAUGUGUGGUGAUGGUACAAAUGAUGUCGGUGCUUUGAAGCAAGCUCAUGUUGGUAUUGCUCUACUAAACGGUACCGAGGAAGGUUUGAAAAAAAUUGCUGAGCAACGUAGAAAUGAUAAUAUGAAGGCCAUGUAUGAAAAACAGCGCGCUUUCGUUGUUAAAUGGGGUCAGCCUGAACCUCCACUUCCUGAAUUAAUUGCUCAUUUAUACCCCCCUGGUCGUAAUAAUCCGCAUUAUUUGAAAGCUAUCGAAAAAAUGGGAACUGUAAUCACUCCUGAAAUUAGAAAGAAGGUUGCUGAGGCCAACGCAAAACCAAUUGAGGUAAAACCCGUUGAAGGUACACCUGCUAAACCAAGUGGUAAAGAAUUAGCUUCUAUGCUUUUAGAUAGAGCCGGGGAAGCUGAAAGUGAAGAGGCUCCAACUUUGAAACUUGGUGAUGCAUCUUGUGCGGCACCCUUCACAUCUAAAUUAGCCAACGUUUCUGCUGUCACAAACAUCAUUCGUCAAGGUCGUUGCGCUCUUGUCAACACAAUCCAAAUGUAUAAGAUCUUAGCACUAAACUGUUUGAUUAGUGCAUACUCUUUAUCUAUUAUCUAUAUGGCUGGUGUUAAAUUUGGUGAUGGUCAAGCAACUACUUCAGGUAUCCUCUUAUCCGUUUGUUUCUUGAGUAUUUCUCGUGGUAAGCCAAUUAAAAAACUAUCUAAGCAAAGACCACAAAAAGGUAUUUUCAAUGUAUACAUUAUGGGGUCAAUUCUUUCCCAAUUUGCCGUGCAUAUUGGAACCUUAGUCUACAUUACAACGGAGAUUUACAAAUUGGAGCCAAGAGAACCACAAGUUGAUUUAGAAAAGGAGUUUGCUCCAUCAUUAUUGAAUACUGGUAUCUUCAUCAUACAAUUAGUUCAACAAGUUUCUACAUUUGCUGUUAACUACCAAGGUGAACCAUUCAGAGAAAACAUCAGAAAUAACAAAGGCAUGUGGUAUGGUCUAUUGGGUGUUACCGGAUUAGCUUUUGCUAGUGCCUCCGAAUUCAUGCCAGAAUUGAAUGAAGCAAUGAAGUUUGUACCAAUGGAUGAUCUAUUCAAAUUCAAAUUGACUACGACUUUAGCCGUUGAUUUUGCCGGCUGUUGGGCUGCAGAACAAUUUUUCAAAUAUAUGUUCAUGGAUGACAAGCCAGCUGAUAUCACAAUUCACAAAGUCAAAAUCGCGGCUUGA
Molecule: messenger RNA, 3654 nt
Organism: Kazachstania africana CBS 2517
Lineage: Eukaryota; Fungi; Ascomycota; Saccharomycetes; Saccharomycetales; Saccharomycetaceae
Gene: SPF1
Product: ion-transporting P-type ATPase SPF1
Exons: 1
Coding region: 1-3654 (1217 amino acids)
Biological process (GO): intracellular calcium ion homeostasis
Cellular component (GO): endoplasmic reticulum membrane
Molecular function (GO): ATP binding; ATP hydrolysis activity; P-type ion transporter activity
Source: RefSeq, a predicted model, not a curated record